GAAACGAACCAAUGCGCGUCGGGGGGAGUGAGGCACGUUCAGGGUCUUUAAAAGCGCGUUCACAGGAGAGACGCUCGCUCGGAUCUGACAGCUGCCCUUCAGACACUCAGCAUGGCCGCUAAGAGAGUCUGCAUUAUCGGCUCCGGCAACUGGGGCUCCGCCAUUGCCAAGAUAGUGGGAGCCAAUGCGGCCAAAUACAACACCUUUGACAACACAGUUAACAUGUGGGUGUUUGAAGAGAUGAUCGAUGGACGAAAACUCACAGAAAUCAUCAACACGCAACACGAGAACGUCAAAUAUCUGCCAGGACACAAACUACCAACUAAUGUGGUAGCUGUACCAGAGCUGUUGGACGCUGUGAAGGAUGCAGACAUCCUCAUCUUCGUCAUUCCUCACCAGUUUGUGUCCAGAGUCUGUGAUACCAUCAAGGGUCACAUCAAAGCAGACGCUGUCGGGAUGUCUCUCAUUAAGGGUGUGGAUGAAGGUCCUGAAGGACUGAAACUCAUCUCUGAUGUCAUCCGGGAGAAACUGGGCAUCGUGAUGACGGUACUGAUGGGAGCCAAUCUGGCCAAUGAGGUCGCUGAAGAGAAAUUUUGUGAAACCACAAUCGGGUGUAAAAGCAAAGCUCACGGUCCGCUGCUGAAGGAACUUAUGCAGACGCAAAACUUUCGUGUGACAGUGGUGGAGGAGGCAGAUGUUGUUGAGAUCUGUGGAGCGUUAAAGAACAUUGUGGCUGUGGGCGCUGGUUUCUGUGACGGUCUGAGUUUCGGUGACAACACUAAAGCCGCUGUGAUCCGUCUGGGUCUGAUGGAGAUGAUCGCCUUCGCCCGGCUGUUCUGCACGGCCACUGCGGUCUCUCCUGCCACGUUCCUGGAGAGCUGCGGUGUCGCUGACCUCAUCACCACCUGCUACGGAGGACGCAACCGCAAAAUCGGAGAAGCGUUUGCUAAAACGGGAAAUUCUAUCGAGCAGCUGGAGAAGGAAAUGUUGAACGGUCAGAAACUUCAAGGUCCAGCAACUGCAGCUGAAGUUCAUAAGAUCCUCAAGAACAAGAACCUGGUUGAGAAGUUUCCUCUCUUUAAUGCAGUUUAUCAGAUCUGUUUCCAGGGUCAACCAGUUAAAGAGUUCGUAACCUGUCUACAGAAUCAUCCAGAACACAUGUAACCAACAAAAGCGCAGGUCUCUGAACGCUGAGGCUGAACCUGAUGUGGGGUCAAACCUUCAUCAUGCUGCCUCUUUUUCUAAUGUGAUUUUUUUUAAGCCACUUCAGUCAUCUGAUGCACAGAUCCUACCGUGACACGGCUUGAAACGGACAAUUCAGCUGUUUUAGUGUUGCUAACACAAAAUGAAAACUUUAUAAAAAAACCUUUGUCUAAAUGUUGUAUAGGUCUAAGCAUGUAAACAGAUUUUAUUUAACAUAAAGGCAUCAAAUGAAGUUUUGAUUUUUUAACGUUUUAAGUUUGUCUUGGAUUCUCACAGUGAGCGUUUUUAAACAUGUUGUCUUAAUGUAUUCGUUUUUUACAUUAGAAGCCAAGAAAGAAAGUGCCUUAAAGUUUACCCUACAUAUGGAGGAUUGUUUUCUAGAAAACAAAGUUUCUGGAAAUGUUUGUGUUUGCAUUAAGUGCCAUAAAACAGAUCUCAUUCAGUCA
This is a messenger RNA of Paramisgurnus dabryanus, 1649 nucleotides long. RefSeq names its product glycerol-3-phosphate dehydrogenase 1b (gene gpd1b). The record is from RefSeq and is a predicted model, not a curated record. Gene Ontology annotation, cellular component: cytosol. Gene Ontology annotation, biological process: glycerol-3-phosphate catabolic process; carbohydrate metabolic process. Gene Ontology annotation, molecular function: protein homodimerization activity; NAD binding; glycerol-3-phosphate dehydrogenase [NAD(P)+] activity. NCBI's taxonomy places the organism in Eukaryota, Metazoa, Chordata, Actinopteri, Cypriniformes, Cobitidae.